Molecule: messenger RNA, 1197 nt
Organism: Symbiodinium necroappetens
Lineage: Eukaryota; Dinophyceae; Suessiales; Symbiodiniaceae
Source: the annotation of a GenBank genome assembly
AUGGCCCGCAACCCUCUGAAGACUCCCGGCGACCGCCGCGGAGACGAGGCCGCGCGCGCGCUCUACGACAUUGUCGUCGCUCAGGCCCGCCAACCCGCUUUCUACACCGACUUGGCCGUCCCCGACAGUGCAGAUGGUCGCUUCGAACUGCUGGCUCUGCAUUCCUUUCUCGUUUUCCAUCGCUUGAAACUGGAUCGCAGUGCGACGGAGGACCUAUCCCAGCGCUUGUUCGACAUCAUGGCCUUCCAUCUCGAUCAAUCCGUUCGGAUCAGCGGGGCGGGGGAUCACGGCAGCGCAAAGCGCUUGAAGGCCAUGGGGGAGGCUCUGAUGGGCCGCUAUCGGGCCUAUGAGAAGGCGCUCGCCGCGUCGGAGCCCGCUGAUCUGGAGGCGGCCUUGGCACGUAAUCUCUACGGGAGCGGGGAACCGCCGAGCCCCUUGCAGACCCGCGCCAUGGCAGCCUAUUUGCGGCAGGAGAGCCGGAGCUUGGCCGGCCAAGCGCUGACCGAGCUUCUAGCCGGCUCGCUGUUCUUCGAAUCCCCGCCCUCGGCAACGGACGCUGUCGAGGGAACGACCAUGCGCAAGGGUAGUCGAGGAGAGGCGAAAGCAGGACUGCCUGCGGUAGAUCCGGAGUUCUCGCGCCUCUUCGCGUUGGACAAGCUUGGUGCGCAGACCGCCGUCGUCGAGAUCGAGGCGAGGCCGGCCGAACGCGAGGCCCUGGUCGCGCGUUUCGAUCUUGCCGGGUUGGACCGGUUGGUUGCCGAUUUGCAGGUCGAUCGCGAAGGGGCUGGUCUGGUGCGGGUAAGCGGUCGGCUGCGGGCGGAAGGCGCGCAGAUCUGCGUGGUGAGUCUGGAGCCGGUUCCCUUCGCGUUGGAUCUUCCGGUCUCACUCCGUUUCGCCUCGGAGGUUCAGUUCGAGCCCGCCGGAGAGGUAUUGGUCGAGGCUGAGGGCGAGGAUCCGCCCGAGCCGAUCGAACAGGGGGCGAUCGACUUGGGCGAGGCCAUGGCGCAGACCCUGGCAGUGGCCCUCGAUCCCUUCCCGCGGGCCGCCGAGGCCGUGCUCGACAGGACCGAGUUCGGUCCGGCUGAAAACGGUUCCAUGACGGCGCCAGGCGGGCAAGCUGUUCCGGAGCAGCCCGGCGAGGCCUCACCCUUCGCCAAGCUGCGCCAGCUGAGGCCGGAGCGGGGUGAUAAGAGUUGA